AUGCCAUUACACGUAUCAUCUCCACUUUCACCGACUACAAAUACGCCAUCGACCAAUGGUAUCAUUUCAAAAAAAGAAAAUAUAAAAGCAAACGGGGAAAAUUCAGCUUCCUCGUCACAGGGAAUAGAGGACACGCUAUUCGGAGCAUUGAAAGAUCUUUUCACAAAAAUUAGUAGUCAAAAGAAAAAAACCGGCGUCGUGGCACCAUUUCAAUUCAUCACAAAACUAAAAAAAGAGAAUGGGAUCUUUAGUUCAACCAUGCAUCAGGACGCCCACGAAUUUUUGAAUUAUUUGUUAAAUUCGAUUGCAGAAACCGUGUUGGCGCAGCAAAAGAAAAUGGAAGAAGCGGAAAGACAGCAGGCUGAGAUGAAUGAAAAAUCAAAAUCUUCUGUUGAAGAAGCAGAAGCAAGCUCAACGGGUGGUUCUGUUCAGACGUUAUCCAGCUCAUCAAAUUCGGCUACAACAUGGGUUCAUCAACUUUUUGAAGGUAUCACGACCAACGAAACAAAGUGUCUCACAUGUGAAACUGUCACGAAUAAAGAUGAAUCUUUUCUCGAUCUUUCUAUUGAUAUCGAACAAAAUUCUUCGGUUACAUCAUGUUUACGCCAAUUUUCUGCGAGCGAAAUGCUAUGUCACAAAAAUAAAUUCUUUUGUGAUGUAUGUUGCGGGUUGCAAGAAGCCGAAAAACGGAUGAAGAUCAAAAAGCUACCUAAUGUGCUUGCUUUGCAUUUGAAGCGUUUUAAAUACCAAGAGAAACUCCAAAAAUACAUAAAACUUUCAUACCGAGUUGUUUUCCCUACUGAACUACGACUAUUUAAUACUUGUGAAGAUAUCGAGGAUCCUGAUAGACUGUACGAGCUUUAUGCUAUUUGUGUGCAUAUUGGAAAUGGACCUUAUCACGGACAUUAUAUCACAUUAAUAAAAAGUUUAGGGCAAUGGUUAUUAUUUGAUGAUAAUAAUGUCGAGCCUGUCGAGGAAUCCGAGAUUCAAAAAUAUUUUGGAGAUUUUCAAAGUGGUUCAGGAUAUGUGCUAUUUUACCAGGCAUGCGACCUAAAUUUGAACACAUUAGGGCUAACAACAAAUACGGUUUGGCCUCAAAGUGUAGGUUCAAGUGGGUCAUCAGCAGAGUUUGAAGUUUCAUCAGAAUCAAAUGAAGCUCAAGCAAUAAUAUCACCACCAUCGACUACUACGGUCAUAAAUAGUAAUAUAACGGACACUGAUAAACAAUAUUUGCUAGCAACGAUAAAAGAAAACACCACCACCACUUUAUUUCUACCUUCAGGAAUAUUAAGUCGUCGGAAGAAAGAUCACAAUACUCCGGAUAAGCGUAAAUCAAAUGGAAAUCAUGAACUUUCUUCAAAGGACAAUGAAACAACAACUCAGAAAUCAUUUUUCGCCUUCACUGAGAAUGGGUCAAGUAGUAGUAAAAAAGAUAAGAAAGCAGCAGAAAAAGAAGCCAAAAAGCUUGAAAAGAAAACCAAAAAUUCCGAGAAGCCAAAAUUAACAAUACCCAUAAAUGGGCUACACGAAAAAGCAGUGUCAAUGUAA
This is a messenger RNA of Ambispora gerdemannii, 1548 nucleotides long. The record is from the annotation of a GenBank genome assembly. Lineage: Eukaryota; Fungi; Glomeromycota; Glomeromycetes; Archaeosporales; Ambisporaceae.